AUUAGCUACUCCCCUCGGAGCUCCGUGGGUACCGGCCUGACUCCCGCGGGGACUGUACUUAUUCUGUCUAGACACGUGCUGGUCAGCAGGGCAAGUGAGUGAAAACAUUUGCGAUCGUCUGAGGAUUUAUUGUCUGACCGGGACAGGACGGUACAGGACAGGAAAGAGCACACAAGGCAUAGGAGAGGGCGUCUGACAGCGUUUGGUAUCCUUUGGGGACAAGAGAUAUAGUCGAGUGGAAGUGCAGGAAAUUUCCAGAAUUUGGAUCUGGUGUUAUAUGAGCUGUCAAGAUGUUCAAAAAGGCAAAAGUCACAGACCAAACAGCCGCCGGACAAGGGAAAGAUGCCUCAGAGGGAGACAAGGCCAAGAAGAAAGAGGGUAUCAAGAGACGCUCCAAAGUCCCAGGAGUGAUGAUCACUCAGUAUAUAGAGGAUCUGCCUGAAGGGAAAUCCACACCGGACUUCAUCCGCAAACCCAUAGCUCUCACCAUCCAAGAAGGUAAACUGGCCCUGUUCAAAGCGAAGGUGAGCGGCGAUCCCAAACCCGAGCUGACCUGGACAAGGGCCAAAGGUGACUUGACUGACACAGCGAGAUUCCAGCAGAAAUACGAGGAGGCCAGUGGAGAGUACACAUUAGUGAUCCCCAAAGUUUCUGGUGAGGAUGCAGACACCUACAAAUGCUAUGCCCAAAACGAAUAUGGGAAAGCAGUUGUUACAGCUAUUCUCAAUGUCAUUGAAGUUGGAUAUAAGAAAAGUAAAGCUCUCCAAGUGGAGGAGACUGCAGAUCCUACUGAGUUUAGAAAAAUGCUACGAAAAAGGGCUGGGAAAGAAAAGGAAGAGCAGCAGAGAAGAGAGGGUGGAGUGGAUGACAAGUUCUGGGAUCUUCUCAUGAGCUCUGAUAAGAAAGACUAUGAAGGUCUUUGUAACGAGUUUGGCGUCACCGAUUUCCGCUGGAUGCUGAAGAAACUGAACGAAAUUAAGAAAGAGAGAGAGGAAGAGCAAAAAAUGUAUGUUGAGACUAUAAGUAACCUGAAACACAUUGAGGUGAAGGGAGAUGGUCUGGCCUGCUUCUCCAUCGACAUGGAGCUCACUGACCCCAACAGUAGGAUUUUCCUCUACAAGGAUGGGGUCAUGAUACCUUACAGUGAGGAGAUGGAUCAAAAGCACAGCCUGAAGCGCAUUGGCAAGAGCUUGGUCUUCUCCGUCCGGGACCUCAAGUCAGAAGAUGCCGGCCUCUAUCAGAUAGACGUGGAGGAGGUCAACAUGUUCUCCACAGAAUUCAAAAUUCCUACCGUCGACUUUGUCGCAAAGAUCCAAGAGGUGAAGGCCCAGGAGCGCGAGGAUGCCGUUUUUGAGUGCGUCCUGACCCAUCCUCUGCCCAAGAUACAGUGGCUGGGGAGGAACUCCACUCUGGAGGACGGGGAGAAGUACACCAUCACCGUGUCCGAGGACAGGCUCAUCCAUCGGCUGCUGAUCAAGGACUGCCUGCAGCUGGACAAAGGAAUCUACACUGCAGUGGCUGGCAUCAAAACCUGCAGCGCUUGGCUGAUUGUGGAAGCGGACACUGGUGCGAAGGGCAAAAAGGCUGCGAGGAAGACCACGCAGGCGGGCGGGGGAGCAGACCUGGAGAAGCUGGCACGGGAGCAGCAGGAGAAGCUGGCGAAGGAGAGGGAGGAGGAGAUCAAGAAGAGGCAGCAGGAGGAUGCGGAGAGGCGCGCACGAGAGGAGAUGGAGGCCCGCAGGGUAAAGGAUCAGGCCGAGCUGGACCGCCUGGCACAGGAGGAGCGGGACAGGCUGGAGGCCGAGAGGCGCCGGGCCCUGGAGGCACGCGGCAUACUAGGAGGAGCUGGAGACUGGUCCGCAGAUGGUUCUGGUUCUGGUAAAGGGGCUGGCGGAAAGGGGACAGGUGGCGAUGGCUCCACUGAUGGCUCAGGAAAAGGUAAAGGCAGAGGCGGCGGGUCAGGUGACGGCUCUGGUGACGGGACCGGGAAAGGGUUUGGUAAAGGAUCCGGUGAUGGUUCUGGUGGCGAUGGAUCCGGUAAAGACGGCAAAAGAGGUGCACGGGACAGCGAUGCCUCCAGAUUGAAGGGGAAGGGCGCAGCAGGCAGUGGGCGUGGCGAUGGCACAGAUGGAGAGGGCGACGGAGAUGGUAGCGGAAAGGAUGGCAAACUAGGCAAAGGAAAUGGCCUAAAUGCUGGUGCUGGUGCUGGGGCAGACGGAGAUUCACUGAAAGGUGAUGGCACAGACCCAGAUGCUGAUAAAGAUGAGGAUGAGAAUGAGAAAGACAAAGCGGCCAGGAGAGCCAAGAGACAGAGGCAAGGGGACCUGGUCCCUGACAAGGUUGUGGAUCCUGGGGUUCAGUUUGUGGUGGGGCUCUCGAACGUGACCUCCAUGUUGGGCCAGCCAGCUGAGCUGAUGUGCAAAGUAAGCAGCGAACAGUGUGAAGGCACCUGGUUCAAGGACGGGAGGAAGAUCACUGAUGAAGCUGGAAUAUCAGUGUCUAAGGAUGGAGCGUGCCACAAGUUAGUCAUCGACAACUGUCAAGAAGAACACUCUGGACGGUACCGCUUUGAGGCCGAAGGACGAAAAUCAGAGGCUAUUAUAGCUGUACAAGAUCCACCAAGAUUCGUUAAGGAGGAACUGGAGAAAUUCUCAAGCCCAAUUACCGUAAAAGCUGGGCAAAGUGCAGUCUUCAAGUUGCCCUUUGAGGGUCACGAGCCCUCUAAGAUCCAGUGGUACAGGAAAGGGGAGGAGCUUCUGGAUGAGCCGGGCGUCAAGAUCGAGAUCUCGCCCAACCAGAGCAGGCUUCUCCUCAACAAGUGCACGCGCAAGCAGACGGGUGAAAUCAAGAUACGGAUCAAGAACGAGUAUGGCACUGUUGAGGCAGUCACACAACUCGUUGUCCUUGACAAACCUACUGCACCUCAAGGCCCAGUGGAGACUGUGGAAAGCUCGGGCCAGUGCGUUGAGAUCAAGUGGAGAGCACCAAAAGAUGACGGCGGCAUGCCCAUCAAGAACUACAUUCUGGAACGGCAACAGAUCGGCCGCAACACGUGGACCAAAAUCGGAGAGAUCCCUGGCAAUCCCACCUACAAGGACACCAACGUGGAGCUUGGACGGAAGUACUGCUACCGCAUCCAGGCAAUCACAGAGCAGGGCGUGAGCGAGGUGAUGGAGACAGAAGACAUACAGGCAGGCACUUUGGCAUUCCCUUCACAACCAGCUGCACCAAAGGUGGUGAGUGCCUUCAACGACUGCAUCAACCUGACCUGGACCGCCCCGUCUGACACGGGCGGCGCAGGCUCUCGCAUAGUGGGCUACAACCUGGAGAAGCGGAAGAAGGGCAGUAACCUCUGGAGCCAGGUCAACCCCGCAGGGGAGCCCAUACAAGGAAAGAAGUAUGCUGUGAAAGAUGUCGUUGCUGGAGUGGAAUAUGAGUUUCGAGUGAUAGCCAUCAACCUCUCUGGCCCAUCGGAACCCAGUCAUGCAUCGCCAUUUGUGAUCGCACGAGACCCCAAGAAGCCCCCGGGCAAAGUGCUUGACCUGAAGCUAACCGAGACCACUUACAACACCGUGUCCCUGAGCUGGUCAAAGCCCGAGGAGAGGAAAGGCAUUCAGGACGAGCCGAAGGGCUACUUUGUGGAGGUCAGGCCGGCGGAGAGCUUGGAGUGGCUGAGAAGCAACACCACCCCCGUCAUCCUCACCUCGUACAUGGUCAAAGGCCUGAAGAGCAUGGCCAUGUACUGGGUGAGGGUUAUCGCAACCAACGAGGGUGGAGACAGUGAGCCGGCCGAUCUGGAGAACUACAUCAUGGCCAUGCCUCCUCCUGUUAGGCCAAAGUUCACGACUCGCAACAUGCAGAGUUUCAUGGUGGUGCGUGCAGGGAAUACCUUGAGGAUCAAUUUAGCCUUUGAAGCGUCCCCGUGGCCGGAUGUGGAGUGGGAGAAGGAUGGCAUGCACGUGAGCAAGAGGGCCACCAUCAGCAACUCGGACACCGGCUCCCAAAUCCUCAUCCCCUCCUCAGAGCGCAGCGACACCGGCAUCUACACAAUAGUAGUGAAGAACAUGGUGGGCCAGGAGACAUUCAGCAUUGAAGUCAGAGUCACAGAUGAGCCAAAGCCACCGGGUCCCAUUGAGCUGGAGGAGAACGUCCCCGGCACGGUGACGGUGAACUGGGAGCCGUCGAUUGACGAGAAGCGUGAUGACCGGCUGCACUACUGCGUCUCGCAGCGUGACUCCACCAAGCGCACCUGGCACAUGGUGGCCGACCGCCUCUUCAAUCGCAAGUUCACCGCCUGCAACAUCAUGCAGGGCCGAGAGUACCACUUCCGCGUCUACGCCAAGAAUGACAUGGGCAUGUCCGCCCCCUCCGAGUCGCCCACCUGGGGCACCACCCGGCAGAAAGAGAAGUUUGUGGUGGCCAUGCCGGACUACAGGAAGUGUGACUUCCAGUGUGCGCCGUCCUUCACGGCGCCCCUGAAGGUGCGCGUGGCCCCCAAGGGUUACGAGUGCUACAUGACCUGCGCGGUCAAGGGCAACCCGUUUCCCCGCAUCACCUGGUACCACAACAACGUGAGCCUCAACACCAACACCAACUACCUGAUCACCAACACCUGUGGCGUCUGCUCCAUCCUCAUCCUGCGUGUGGCCCCGAGGGACAUCGGCGAGUACAUGGUGACUGCCGAGAAUGGACUGGGACGUGCCGAGACCGCCACCAGUCUCACCGUCAGAGAUUGAGAUGUAGAAGACUCCAAGAAGAUCACCACCCCUUUGUUAUGUGACUGCUCUGUCCAUCACUUUAACAUUUGGAUAGGGAGAAUGCAGGGGCGAGGGACCUUUUUCAAUCAAUGGGUCUCUUCAAAAUGUUAAAGUCCUUCAGGGGCCGUACUAUGAACAAAAACCCCCGGAUGUUCCCUUUAGGGCUAUAUAUUGAAGGUGGCCUUUACAACAGGCACCACUUUCACUAGGUCCCCUGAAAAUACAUACUUAAUUGUAUUGCAAAUGUAGUUUCUAAGAUUACUUUACAAAACAUGUCAUAUUUCAUGUGAAACUGCAUAACAUUAAAAUUAUCUUGGGGGCCAGAUAAUAUGGCCUCAUGACCCGUAAACAGCCCACGGGCCAUAGGUUUCCCACCCAUGGGAUAAUGCAACUAUGGACAUGAGUAUUGGAUAUAGAGAGCACAUGUACAUAUCAUGAUUUAAUUGACUGUUGUGUGUUUUUCAUACAUCUCAGAUAGUAAUUUUGUGUGGUUCAUAUAAUGACUUUAAAUGUAAUGUUUGCAAUCACAAAGAAACAUCACUGUCUUUUCUGCAUGAGCGAAGUGGAAGCUGUGAAUCUUCAUUAUUACUGCUAUGCUAUCAAGUGUUUCAAGCAAAACAAAACUUUUAUUGUCUAAAUGGUGUGUUAUAUUAUGCAAACAAAGUGCUUUACUCUGUAUGAACGGAUCAGUUGUCAAACAGUUAUUACUAACAUUGUCUCAGAAAAGACAAUUCAUAAUCAAAUACAAUUUGAUACAUAUUCAUAAUCAAAUACAAUUCAAUGGAACACAAAA
Messenger RNA from Engraulis encrasicolus (European anchovy), 5550 nucleotides. Its product is annotated as immunoglobulin-like and fibronectin type III domain-containing protein 1. The transcript is spliced from 28 exons. NCBI's taxonomy places the organism in Eukaryota, Metazoa, Chordata, Actinopteri, Clupeiformes, Engraulidae. The record is from RefSeq and is a predicted model, not a curated record. Gene Ontology annotation, molecular function: protein binding. The coding region runs from base 291 to 4736 and encodes 1481 amino acids.